Sungouiella intermedia is the source of this 1305-nucleotide messenger RNA. The record is from the annotation of a GenBank genome assembly. NCBI's taxonomy places the organism in Eukaryota, Fungi, Ascomycota, Pichiomycetes, Serinales, Metschnikowiaceae.
AUGGCAGUAAAAGCAGUCAUACUCGUGGGUGGCGAGACUACCGGCACCAGAUUUAGACCGUUGACGAUGGACUUCGACAAGUGUCUAUUCCCGGUAGCUGGCCAACCUCUUCUUAGUCAUAUCAUUACCAAAUUGAAGUCAGAUUUAGGUGACAAUUUGGAUGAAAUCUUUCUCAUCAGUUUCUUCAAGGACCCUGUCAAGUUCGAGACCUAUAUAAAAGAAGCCAAGUCUUUGUUUCCGGGAGUUAAAUUGUCCCUCUUGACUGAGCCUACUCCCAUGGGUACAGGUGGAGGUAUAUUCUACUUUAAAGAUAAGAUUUUGGGACUGAAGCCGGAUUCUUCGAUUUUGCUCAUUCACGGAGAUGUCGUUUGUGACUAUCCAUUCAAGGAACUUGUGAGUUUCCAGUCUGAAAACAAUGCAGAUGUGACCAUUCUCGGAAUCGACCCACCCGUCUUGCUCAAGGAUAGAGCUUUCCAUGGCUUAGACAAGGAGCAGGUUUUGAGAAGGUACGGAACUUUGUUCUCAAAUAAGCAGUCUCAUAAGGUGGUGCACUAUGUGGAGAAACCCAAGUCCGACUCAUUUGCUAAGUUUGUAGACACCGAUUACCUGACGUCUAUUAAUGGCGGAGUAUAUGCAUUCAAGCCGACCAUUUUUGACUUGUUGGAGGAAGCAAAGGCCAAGAAAUUAUCGUCAGAACCUUUCCCCAGUUACGAUGUUGAUGACCAAGAGGAUCCAUACUACCCCAACAUAUUGUCGUUUGAGUUGGAUAUUUUCAAAACUUUACCUGGAAAAGAGGGACUUACUUUCCUCAACUUUCCAUACACGCAAUCCUGGUACCAGUUGACGAAUCCAGUGUUUGCAUUGGCUGCAAAUGCCUUCUUGUUGAAGAAAGAUGCCCAGCCAAGUACAAGCACUCUAACUUCACCAGUGAAGAUAUUAAGUGACUUGAAGUUAGAUGGUAGUAAGAUCGGUCCUGACGUCUCUAUUGGUAAGAACGUCAAAAUUGGAAGUGGAGUACGCCUCAGAAACUGCAUCAUUUGCGAUGGUGUAGAGAUUGGAGACCAUAGUGUGAUUGUAAAUGCUAUAAUCUCCAGGAACGUGGUGAUUGGAAAAUGGUGUCGUAUUGAGGGAACUUUAAACAAUCCCGUUUUGGAGGCCAGUUUGGAGCAUUCCUCUAAACUCUUGAGUAAUAUGGUGAUCUUGUGCAAAGAUACCACUGUAGGCAACCAGGUGUUCGUCUACAACUCGGUGGUGUUACCUCACAAGGAAUUGCGUGGUGACGUCAAGUACGAAAUUGUCAUGUAG